Messenger RNA from Zootermopsis nevadensis, 6627 nucleotides. RefSeq names its product endoplasmic reticulum transmembrane helix translocase. The record is from RefSeq and is a predicted model, not a curated record. Gene Ontology annotation, molecular function: ATPase-coupled monoatomic cation transmembrane transporter activity; P-type ion transporter activity; ATP binding. Gene Ontology annotation, biological process: intracellular calcium ion homeostasis; transmembrane transport. Gene Ontology annotation, cellular component: endoplasmic reticulum membrane. NCBI's taxonomy places the organism in Eukaryota, Metazoa, Arthropoda, Insecta, Blattodea, Termopsidae.
UAUAACUUCCGUCCCCCGCUCAACCAUGAGACCAUAAACAUGGUGGUGGCAACACGUAUCGACGAUUUAGUUCAAUCUGUUAGCCUUCAUAUUCCUCGUCAGUUUCUAUUUCAUGGUUAUGUUUUACCAUUUCUCACACUCUAUGGAGGCUGGUUAUACGGGUGGUUUUUUGUAUAUGGAACUGAAGAGUACUACGAAGCAGGACCUAUCGGAGUGGCGGUGAUUGGCCUUUUACAAAUUCUGAGUUGCCUUUGCUGCCACUGGUCUGUCCACGUGCAGUGUUUCUUAACGUGCAAAAGUGCAAAAGAUCCAUUGAAGGCCAAACUCGCUAAAGUCGUACCAACUGCCAAUAAUGGAUCAUCAGAACUAGUUUCAGUUCACCAUUACAAGGAUGAAGUGAACCAGAGUGUGAGCAUAUGGUUUAUAUUCCAGAAGACUAAGUAUGUUUGGGAUGUAGAUAAAAACCAGUUUCGCGGUCUGCAGUUCCCUGUGGAUCUCCCUUUUGGAGAGUACAUGGAGUGGAAGGGGUAUCAAGAGGACCAUGACGUCACAAAUGCAGACAUGAAAUAUGGCAGGAAUCAGCUUGACAUGGUGGUGCCGGAGUUUAUGGAGCUGUUCAAAGAACGAGCUACAGCACCAUUCUUUGUAUUCCAAGUGCUGUGUGUUGCUCUGUGGUGCCUUGAUAAAUACUGGUACUACUCUCUCUUCACACUCGUUAUGCUUAUCCUUUUUGAGUGCACGCUGGUCCAGCAACAGCUGCGCAACAUGGCAGAGAUUCGAAAGAUGGGCAACAAACCAUAUAUGAUACAGGUCUAUCGGAAUCGACGAUGGCGCCCUAUAUUUACAGAUCAACUUGUUCCAGGAGACAUAGUGUCUAUUGCACGAUCACAGCAUGACAACUUUGUCCCUUGUGACCUUCUCUUACUCCGUGGACCAUGCAUUGUUGAUGAGAGCAUGUUAACUGGGGAAUCAGUGCCACAAAUGAAGGAACCUAUUGAGAACCUUGAGCCAAGUACACUUCUUGACUUGGAAGCUGAUGGAAAGCUGCAUGUUCUUUUUGGAGGCACCAAAGUUGUUCAGCAUACUCCACCUAGCAAAUCAUCUGCUGGAUUAAGGGCUCAGGAUAAUGGUUGUGUUGCUUAUGUACUACGUAUUGGAUUCAACACUUCACAGGGAAAGCUUUUACGGACUAUACUGUUUGGAGUAAAACGUGUUACUGCGAAUAAUUUGGAAACAUUUGGAUUCAUUCUGUUCCUUCUGAUCUUUGCAAUCGCUGCUGCAAGUUAUGUAUGGAUCAGGGGCUCAGAAGACCCAACAAGGAACAGGUAUAAGCUGUUCCUAGAGUGUGCACUGAUUUUAACAUCUGUUGUGCCUCCAGAAUUGCCCAUAGAAUUAUCACUAGCAGUCAACACAUCAUUACUGUCAUUAUCAAAAUUAGGUGUAUUCUGCACAGAACCAUUUCGUAUUCCGUUUGCCGGCAAAGUUGAAAUCUGUUGUUUUGAUAAAACAGGAACGCUUACAAGUGACAACCUUGUUGUGGAAGGAAUUGCAGGUCUUGAUGUCCGACAGGGAGUGGUGCCUCUGUCGGAAACAUCUUUGGAGAGCAUUCAAGUCCUAGCAACUUGCCAUGCUCUGGCUCAAUUAGAUGAUGGACUUGUGGGUGAUCCUUUGGAAAAAGCAACUCUCACAGCUGUUGACUGGAAUCUUACAAAAGGUGAUGCAGUGAUACCAAAAAGAGGCAAAGCUCCCGGGAUGAAAAUUUUCCAUCGACAUCACUUCUCUUCUGCUUUGAAGAGAAUGUCUGUAAUUACAGGCUACACACUGCCAGGUAGCACUGAUACAACUUACAUUACCACAGUCAAAGGUGCACCAGAGACACUGAAGCCCAUGUUCUCAAACAUUCCACCCACCUAUGAUGCUGUGUACCUGGAGAUGUCACGUCGAGGUGCUCGUGUUCUGGCUCUGGGUUGGAAGGAAUUAGGACGCUUGACACCACAGCAGAUACGUGAACUCACAAGAGAUGAGUUAGAAUGUGAUCUCAAGUUUGCAGGAUUUGUGAUUAUUUCCUGUCCAUUGAAAUCUGAUUCCCGUGCUGUUAUAAAAGAGAUACUAAAUGCCUCACAUCUGGUAGUAAUGAUAACAGGUGACAAUCCCCUUACUGCUUGCCAUGUAGCCAAGGAGCUGCGAUUUACACAGAAAUCAAAGACUCUUAUUCUUACUGAAUUAGGGAAUGGUAGUUGGGUAUGGGAGAGCAUCGACCAGUCACAACACCUGUCAGUCUUGCCACAGAAGACUUAUAAGGAAUUAGUAUCAAAUUAUGAUCUCUGUGUGACAGGAGAGGGCUUGACAUUCCUGAGUGAACAUCAUAGACAGUUCUUUUAUCAAAUUUUGCCUCAUAUAUCUGUCUUUGCCCGUGUUGCACCAAAACAGAAAGAAUUUGUCAUUGUAGCCCUGAAAUCUCUUGGUUUUACAACCCUGAUGUGUGGAGAUGGUACAAAUGAUGUGGGGGCACUGAAACAUGCUGAUGUAGGUGUUGCUAUUUUGUCAAAUGCUCCUGAGAGGUUACCAGAAAAGAAGAAGCCAGAAAGAGGGGAUAGAGAACGCAGAGGUCAUGGUUUAGGAGGAACAAAUCCUGGAUCACAUGGAAACUCAAGACAAAAUGCUGUUAAUGCGACACAUACACAACUUCAGAAGUUACUGAAAGAGAUUGAAGAACAGGACCAGGCACAGAUUGUGAAGCUGGGUGAUGCAAGCAUUGCAGCACCAUUCACAUCAAAACUGUCCUCUAUAAUGUGCAUUUGCCAUGUUAUAAAACAGGGCCGAUGUACACUGGUAACAACAUUACAGAUGUUCAAGAUUUUGGCAUUAAAUGCCCUCAUUCUUGCAUAUAGUCAAUCAGUCUUGUACCUGGAUGGAAUCAAAUUCAGUGACAUGCAAGCAACACUACAAGGGUUGUUGCUAGCUGCAUGUUUUCUUUUCAUAUCCAGAUCAAAGCCAUUGAAGACAUUAUCACAACAGAGACCUCUACCUAACAUCUUUAAUAUGUAUACAGUUUUGACUGUACUACUGCAAUUUCUAGUCCAUUUCAUUUGUCUCAUCUACUUGGUUCAACAAGCUACCAUGAGAUCACCACCAAAAGAAGAGAAACCAGCAGAUACCAUGGAAGAAGAAGAGGAGUUUGUUCCCAGUCUACUAAACAGUACAGUAUACAUAAUUUCUAUGGCUCUGCAAGUUUCUACAUUUGCCAUUAAUUAUCGGGGCCACCCAUAUAUGGAAAGCCUUACAGAGAACAAAGCUCUUCUGUAUAGUAUUGUGGGUUCAGCAAAAAACCCAGAUAUGGCAUACCAGUUUGAAAUAGUAGAAUUUCCACCAGAAUUUCGAAUCAUCCUGGUGCAAGUGCUAUUUGCAGACUUUGUUCUAUCGUUCCUUGUGGACCGUGUUUGUCUAUGGCUACUGGGUGAAGGAAAGUUGCGGAUCAAAUGAGAAGUGUACAACCAUAGACUCAUUAAAAACACAGUGGUUUGAAGAUCCAUUUGCAGCUGCCACAAGCUUUGAUAUUCCAAACUGAAAUCUUCAGCGUUAAUGCACAUUUUUCAUAAUCUCAAAUUAGAGCAAUUUGUUUGCAACCAUUUAAAUGGAACAUAUGGGGAUUGGGUAAAAUAUUUUAAGAAGAAAGUAAUUAUUUCCAAUUUGUACAGCUGUGUCCAAAGCAAAAUGUGAGACAUUCAAAUCUUGGACUUCAUGUCAAUGUCUGCUGGAGUUUUUAAUUCUGAUGGAGAAACAACUAUGACCAUAGUUGGAAUUAUAAAAUGGCAUGUAUUAUAUGCUUUACCAUGAUGUAUUAGUUAAUGGAAAGAUUUUGGCAUAGCUUUUAGUAAAUUGGAGAACUUGAAAUGACCAGAAUUUGUUUCAAAGUAUGUUGAGUAACAAAUAAAACCUUAUGAGCACUAGCAUUUUGUAAUUUGAAGCCUUGAAAUUUUGUCUUUUGUGUCAUAAUUUUGCUGGGGACAUGGCUUUCAAUUCAGUUCUUCUAUUUAAAUAAACAUGGAAGAAACAGUAAGCAAGUAGUUGGAAAUGGAGGCUGGUAUGUCAAAAUAAAUUAAAAAUUGUGUAUACUGUAUUUUAUUGGAGGGAUUGAUUGUGUGUCUAGUAUGACCUGUGGAAAUCCAGUAUUAGUAUUAGAAAUCUGAAAUUUGAUAUUUGUUCUACAGACCACCAAGUGUACACAGUUUUUGUCUGGCAAUUUGAAAUUAAAACUGUGUCAGGUAAAAAGUAUUAAAUUCUAUACUUGUGCAAGAAAUUUAGAGAAUUACAUGCACCCUUGACACCUGGAAGGAUACCAGUGUGUCUUAGUCUUCACCCAUUCAAAAAUUGUACAUAUUAAUUAAUAACUGCCCCCCCCCCCUUAUUUCUUUUUUCUUUUCUUUUUUUCCAUUCCAACUUCUUCAUACAUGUGUACCAGUGUCAGAGUGUUUCACUGGUAUGUUGAAUGGUUCAGAAAACCUUUAUGAUUGUAAACAACAAACUUCUUUGUUGUUAAUGGUAAAUGCUGUCAUCUGAUUAAAUGAAGCUUGUAGAGAAUUCAAAAUUCAUGUGCUGUGGUAGAAGGUUGUGGCUUUUGACUUUGGUUACAUAAUAAUCUUGUUACUUUUAAACAUUUUAAAAAUGAUUUCAUGGUUGGUAUGUCACAUGUUGAUGGAGAUAAAGUUAAUAUUUAAAUUAUAUAUUUGUUGUGCAGUUUUUAAAAUGGUUAACAAAACAGGUUGAACUGAUCAGCAGUUCUGAGUAAUGUAUCUACUGAAGAUUCACAUUUUUCAGUUCUGUUUUAUAUGAAAAUUAAUUAAAAUAAUUGAAUUUGUAUUUUGACACCACAUAACUGCUGGAAAACAUAUACUAUGAUGUUCAAAAUCAUUCCUAAAAUACUGUGCUACAGAUUAUAAUUUAACUGAGGUAACACAUCAAAAUGUAGUGCUGUUUGUAUUUAUAUUAUCUUAUAAUGAAAGAUAGCUAAUACACAGGUUGCAGUGUUUUCUUAAAAUCAUUACACUUUGAUAUUGGUUUCUGUUUCCCCCACCCCCGUACCCCUUUGUGCUGUGAAUAAGAAUUUAAAAUUACCUGUAUUGUUUUUAUAUGAUUUAUAACUGUUAAUUUAUAAAACAUUUGAUCCAUUGAUAAAAGCAAUCUGAGGAUAUAGGAUUUGAGACUUUUGCAGCGAGUACAACCAAUAAAAUCUUCUCGGGCAAUCAGCCGCGUUUGGGGUACCAACUCAGAGUUGGUUCCCGAAACGUUGGUUUACUAUGGUAACCAGUUAAUGUGGCUUAUUGCCCGAGAAGAUUUUAUUGGCAAUCUGACUAGUUCUUAAGUGGGACAUUACAACAUGUAGUUACUGAACCAAAGUAUAUUUACAAUUGGGAUACAAAAUGUUUACAGCAUUCUCUACAAAAUUGUAGUAUGUAGCAUAUUUUUUUGUUUUAAAUUUUUAAUUAUUUUAUUUUUGUUCUGGUCCUUGUAUGAGUAGUGCCUACAGACAUGUUAAAUAAAUUACUUAUUAAGAAUUGUCUUAUCUACUGGUGCUGUCAUUUUCCAGCCAUUAAUGAAUAGCAGUGUUGUAUCGUCUUUAUGCUUUAACAGUUAUAAUAAUAAACUUAAACUUUUUGUAGGUAAUUUUAUUUUUGUCUUCCAUCUCCACUGUUCUAGCCCUCUGAAAAACUCUUGUGCGUUUUGCGUGUCCCUACUCUAGACUUGAGAUAUUUGGAGGAAAAAGGGAAAUACGUAAUUAGUCUAUGCUGUUUCUUCUGUUAUCAGUAUGACUGUUCACUGCAGAUUGAGACUGUGUGAGAAAUAUUUGGAAUCUCCCAUGGACACUGUUAUUCAAAUGUAUGUGGAUAAUACCAAAUUAAUAAAAAAAUGAAGUGCCUUUAUAGAAAGUGUCAAGCUGUAAUUGACAUUACAUGAAACUAACCAUUACUGAAUUCCUUUUGGAUCAUCUUUGAAAAUAUAGUCAGUCUAACAAGAUACUUGUAAUUCUAAGAUCAUCUUUGUUCAAUUUAUAUCAAAACAUACACAAGCAGCACUAAGUGAUUGUAUGAUGGAAUAAUAUUUAAUAGCUUUAAAGUACAUUAAAGGAUAUGAUUAUUGUUGUUUUAAAUUUCAGAAGAUAGUUGUAAGAUACAGUAUUAUUUAAGUAUUUGUGAUGUUAAAAACAAAAACCAAUAUCAGUGUGUAAAGUCUGCAUGGUCAGUAUACUUUGUUUCAGCCUGUACCUGCAUAUACAUUUCUGUAUGUGUCAAUGUAAGCAGGCAAUCUGGUAAACAGUUCAGCAGUAAUACAUCUUACCCAAAUUCAUGUGCUUGUUUUAAGGCAAAUGAAGGAGGUUUGAUGAAUGGCUGCAGUAAUUGAUAAAAGUCAGAGGAGAGGCCUGGCACAUGCUUUAUCAUAAUGCAGUGUUGAAGCUGUUUAAUACUAUGAGGCAAGUUGGCAUAGUGGUAGAGAAAGGCUUGAAAUGAAGCAAGUAUAUGCACCUCUCCUGUAACUUUCUCUCAAAUUUGUACAUUUGUCACAUUCCAUAUUGUAAUUUGUACUUCCCUUUAUUUCUGCAAUGAAAAAUGUAUUUCAUACAGCACAGUA